Molecule: messenger RNA, 5531 nt
Organism: Microtus ochrogaster (prairie vole)
Lineage: Eukaryota; Metazoa; Chordata; Mammalia; Rodentia; Cricetidae
Gene: Crk
Product: CRK proto-oncogene, adaptor protein
Biological process (GO): enzyme-linked receptor protein signaling pathway; cell migration
Cellular component (GO): cytoplasm
Molecular function (GO): receptor tyrosine kinase binding; signaling adaptor activity
Source: RefSeq, a predicted model, not a curated record
GUUGGGAGGCUGCUACCGGAGCCGGUCCGCUGGGCGGCGGGCGCCAGGGCUGGAGGGGCUCGCGUGGCGGCGGCGGCCCAGCGUGAAGGCGCGGAGUCGGCCAUGGCGGGCAAUUUCGACUCGGAGGAGCGGAGUAGCUGGUACUGGGGCCGCUUGAGCCGGCAGGAGGCGGUGGCGCUAUUGCAGGGCCAGCGGCACGGGGUGUUCCUGGUGCGGGACUCGAGCACCAGCCCCGGGGACUAUGUGCUCAGCGUCUCCGAGAACUCGCGUGUCUCUCACUACAUCAUCAACAGCAGCGGCCCGCGCCCUCCAGUGCCUCCGUCGCCCGCUCAGCCUCCGCCGGGAGUGAGUCCCUCCCGGCUCCGAAUAGGAGAUCAAGAAUUUGAUUCAUUGCCUGCUUUACUGGAAUUCUACAAAAUACACUAUUUGGACACUACAACAUUGAUAGAACCAGUUUCCAGAUCCAGGCAGGGUAGUGGAGUGAUUCUCAGGCAGGAGGAGGCAGAGUAUGUGCGAGCCCUUUUUGACUUUAAUGGGAAUGAUGAAGAAGAUCUUCCCUUUAAGAAAGGAGACAUCCUGAGAAUCCGGGAUAAGCCUGAAGAGCAGUGGUGGAAUGCGGAGGACAGCGAAGGAAAGAGGGGGAUGAUUCCAGUCCCUUACGUGGAGAAGUAUAGACCUGCCUCCGCCUCAGUAUCGGCUCUGAUUGGAGGUAACCAGGAGGGUUCCCACCCACAGCCACUGGGUGGGCCGGAGCCUGGGCCCUAUGCCCAACCCAGCGUCAACACUCCGCUCCCUAACCUCCAGAAUGGGCCCAUUUAUGCCAGGGUUAUCCAGAAGCGAGUCCCUAAUGCCUACGACAAGACAGCCUUGGCUUUGGAGGUCGGUGAGCUGGUAAAGGUUACGAAGAUUAAUGUGAGUGGUCAGUGGGAAGGGGAGUGUAAUGGCAAACGAGGUCACUUCCCAUUCACACAUGUCCGUCUGCUGGAUCAACAGAAUCCUGAUGAGGACUUCAGCUGAGUAUAGCUCAACAGUUUGCUGACAGAUGGGAACAAUCUGUUUUCCCCCCCAAUUGCCAUCUAUACAAUUUUCUUACAGGUGUCAAAAGCAGUCUAGUUUAUAUAAGCAUUCUGUUACCUGUGAUCUUUUUUAAGACUGAAUUACUCCAUUCUUAUUCGUAUUUACCAUAUUCAGGGUACGAAACUGGAGGGCUUGUAUGGUUAACUUCUGAAUUGGCAAUUUUAGGUGGUAGUGGCCAUGCCUGUAUGAGAAGAGGGAAAAUCUUUGCCUCCUUUCCCUUGGGCAGUGUAGAUCAACCUGUGGAAAACUGAUGGUCAGGAAAAGAAUGUUACACACUGCUUACCCUGAUUUCUUCAGCGGUUCUGUUUUCAUUCUGAAACCAUGCUAUCAAAUGGCAGCAGACUGUUCCCUCCCACUGCCAUGAAGUAAUCAUGCACUGUGUGAAUAUUACCCAGUGGGAUUGCAUUUGCAUUUAUGGACCAUGACCAUUGUAUGACUCAUUCUGACAUUUCAAAUCCUGAGGAUUCUGAGAACACUACUAGAGGCAUUUGUCUUCCUUCCCAGUCAAUGCUUCACACUUUUUCUUGGAUUCUUUCCUUGUUAUUCUCUUCCCCUGUACCUGCAAGUGGCCUGAUUCUUAGGAUAAUGAGUAUUCUUCAUUCCAAUUGAGAAGCAGGAUGUGCAGAGCACUUUAUUCAGUGCAUAGCUUUAAGCCAGUAUUGGAUUCACUCAGUGGAUAAACUCCCAGCUCUCUGCCUUCCCCCAAGGGGGCAUCAUAGGUUCACACUGCUACCACAGCUAUGAGACUCCUUGCUGAUGGGACGGAUCCGGCAGGGCCAUUUCUCCUGAUUGCUAGUAUCCUAAUGGGAUACUUAGAGUUCUCAGAUUCUACUUGGAGUGGAAGGACCAAUCACUUACUGUAUCCUGUUGAAGGUAUCAGGGGCCAAACUCUGCCCUCUGCAUCAUGUGCAAGUUGUAUAAAAGGCAGAUUAGAAUUCUGUGCAUUCGGGGUAGGAUUAGUACUUUGAAAACUGUGCCAGUCAUAAAUUACUUGUGUAUCAUUUUACAUGGCCAAAAUAGUUCUUGAAGUACAUUACAUUAUAAAUUGUCUUCAUUUGGGUUUUCUUUUGUCCAGAUUUAGUUUAUAUGCCCUUUAAAAUAUAGAAUGAUUUAUGUGGGGUCAGAUGCUCCAAAGAAUAGGCCUAUGAGGCCACAGAUGAUUUAGGGUUUCUUUAGACUGUAACAUGAGACUUUUGGGCAAUAAAGGCACUUGCUGGUCUCUGGUGUGGUAUGACCAAUAGAAACACCUUAUACUUUGCUUUGAACCUCAUUUUAGAAAAAUAAUACACCUUCUUAGUUGUCCUGUAUAGAUUAAUAUGAUGAAUUUGCAUUCUUUGAACACAUACCAAAUCAUGGUAUUGUAGUGACCAGCACGUUGCUUAGCACGUGUGUAGAAAUUUUGUGUGAAGCCGGGCGGUGGUGGCGCACGCCUUUAAUCCCAGCACUCGGGAGGCAGAGGCAGGCGGAUCUCUGUGAGUUCGAGACCAGCCUGGUCUACAGAGCUAGUUCUAGAACAGGCUCCAAAGCCACAGAGAAACCCUGUCUCGAAAAACCAAAAAAAGAAAAAAAAAAAGAAAUUUUGUGUGAAAGAAUGAGCAGAGUUCAGAAAUUUAUUACAUGGCCCAGGGACAACAGCUGGUAUAGGAUUGCAUACAUUACCACAGGCAAACUAAUCAGUUGAUGCUGAUUUUAAUACAUUUUUACCUCCCUCUAAGGUAAAUGCUUGAUAAAGACAUUAAUAGUUUUGGAGGUGUUGGCACAGUGCUAAGUACAUAGUAGGUGCUCGAUGUUGAGUGGGCAGAUUUGCAGUAUGUUACAUAUUCCACCUGACUAACUUGGUUCAGCUUUCAGUUAGUAGUAUAGAUACUGUAAAUCCCAAUGGACAUUAAAUCUUGUUUUCCUAAGCCAGGCGUUAGGCCCUUUAGUCCCAGCACUCAGGAGGCAGAGGCAGGUGGGUCUCUUGAGUUUGAGGCCAGCCUCAAACUACAGAGCUAAUUCCAGGACAGUCAGGGUUCCCAAAUGAGAUCUUGUCUCAAAAGCCAAAUGAAAUAAUUUAAAAAAACAAACAAACAAAACAACGCUGUGAAAUUAUGGCAUAUAAAAUAUUUGUAUAAAAUUCUUGUCACAACUGAUUUGAAUGUUUGUAUUUUCUUUUGCCUUUGAUGCUGGCUUGUUCUAUCUCUUCAUUAUGUGUGGUGUUGAUGGGAUACACAGCUCUACGUUGAUCAGAACUCCUCGGUGAUUAGUUGUUCAGAGCCAUUACAUGAAGUUUGGUUGGAUUUGGCUGGGUGUAGCAGUUAUUGGACCUCAAGAGAUCAAAGGACUUCUUACAAAUAUCUUCCAAAAAUAGCAAGUGCGAGAAUCCUAGUCAAGUGCAUAUGUCCAUUGUCCCAGAGCAAAGUAACCUGAAAUUGGCUGCUAUGUUUUAUAUAAUCACUUCUGCAAGAGCCCACUUUUGGAUACUAAUAUUUGACAUGGUUAAUUCUUAUUAAUUUGUUGGAAUUGUUUAUUAAUAUUGCAAAUAGAUAAUUUUAAUUUUCCACAAGUAACAUUUCACUAUUAAUGGUUUGAAGUGGGUGAUAAGCAAACCGAUUUGAAAUAAAAUAUGAACAUGUGCCAUUGUAUUAUAACACUAUACACUUUCUUGACAGUUAAAUUUAAAAAAAAUUUUUUUUUUGUAGCAUGUAUUGUAUAUGUUUAUAGUAUAUGUAGCAAAUAAAAGUAUGGCCAAAUGUUUGGCUUGGUGAUCUUUUGGAGAAAAUAAUCUUGGAAUAUUUGUCACAGAAGAGUGAAACCUUUAUGUUUUAAAGAGUUGAAGGUGUGUCUCAAUUGACCAUCAGUAGUCACAUAAACUGUUAUAUACAUGGUGGGUGCUUAAAGAUGGGGCUAAUCCUUGGGUCUGCUGUGGGGUCUCCAGAAAGUAUGACACUGCUGUGAGGGCAAGGUAAAAACAAUCACCUGUGAAAUCUAAAGCAGCAGCUUGUAAACGACACCAGACUCAGCUGGAAAAGGGUUCUUGUGAGUCUAAGAAGAUGACAAUGUGUAGGAACUCUGUACUUAUACAGCUGGUCUUUAGAAUGUUAGUGUAGGUGCUCUAUUCAUUUCCCCUUUUUAAUGUAAGUAGCAGGUACUCAGGGAAGGUUCUAAAGGUAACAACGGCAAAAAGUAGAUUGUACAUUUCUGUAUAGUCUACCCAUCCUUCCCCAAAGUGUGUGCCCCAAAUUGACAUCAUUUACUCUAGGAUUGGGAGCUACAGUUUCAUGGUGCUGUGGCAUGUCCUCAUCAUCUCAGCACUUCCCAGGCCGUGGAAUUAUUUGAACACAGGAAUUCGAGGUCAGCCUGAAUUAACUUAGCAAAACCUGUCUACUAAAUACCUAGCAGACAAAUUUUAUAUAUUGCUUAUAAUAUGCUAUGCCUUAGACUCAAAACAGCACCACAUAGUUGCUGCUGAGGACUUCAGAGUAUCUCAGUGUAGAACUAAAGCAGUUUCCUCCAGUGGGAUCUAACUUUGGCAUUUGCAAGCUUAACAGCAAGGUGAUUAAGUGUAUUUCAACUUUUGAUCAAAUAAACUGUCCAACUUUUGUUUUACUAUGUUGAAUGUUGGGUUCCUUUACAUAGUGUCAGAGUGUUCACACAGCCCAUGUUUAGUUGCUCAGGGAACCUCAGAUGUUUUCUCAUAAAUGGGGAGAGGGGUUGGCUGCAAAGAAAAUGGGGAAAGAGGCCCAGGUGUAGGAGUAGGAACUGAAGGAGCUCUGCCCUACUCCCCCUGUAAAGAAAUUGAACUUUGGCCAGUCUCCCCCCUCCCCCCGCUACCACAGACACAUACACACACACACCUUUACUUUGGGUUCCAACUUAAAUGUAGCUGCCUUGGAGAUGUUCUCAAACCCCCAAGUAAGUCCUAUUACCGUCCUGGUGCUCCUUUCAAAUGAUGCUUUAUGAGUUUUGAGACCGGGUUUCUUUGUGUAGCCAGGGCAGUCCUGGAACUUGCUUUGUAGACCAACCUGGCUUUGAACUCACAGAAAUCCUGCCUCUGCCUCCUGGGAUUAAAGACUUGUGCCACCACCAUCCAGCAAUAGUUACAUACCAUUUUUGUGAUUGUUUAGCUCAACUGUAUGAACUCCAGCAAGGCAAGAGAAAUGUCUGCUUCCAUUUUCAGAGCCUAGCUCAGAGCUUGGCUCCCAGGAGUCAACUUGCUGAGGGCUCAUUGGACCUCAGAGGAAGAGUGGAUGCCCAACGUGAAUGAGGCUUUGACUUCAGCCCCCAGCGCUCCAAACCCAUAGAAGUGUGGAGUGUUUUCUUCAGGGUAUGGGGAGAAUGUGGAUGGAAGGUCACUUUCUGUCCUUUGCAGAAAUACAAAAUGUUCUCCCAGCCUUUGUGUGUCCCUUUCCAUACAAGGGAAGGUCAUCUUGUCACUUGAAAGUUAUAUUAAACACAUAAUGAUUCUUUACUGA